UUCUUUCCAUCCUUGGAAACCGACAUUCACUUCGCGCGAAAUAUCGUGCAUAGCCAAGGCCUGUUGACCGUGACGAUCAUCAUAUAUCAUUCUGUGUCGACACAAUGGACCGCAAGAAUCGACCUUCGGCCAUCUCGCCAAUCGCUGCUGGACCGCAACCGAGCGUUCACGUCGAGCAAGGCAAGGUCAUCGCUAGUCUUCCCUCGGGCGAUUCGGUUGAGAUUCUCCUAUUCGGUGCGACAGUGACAAGCUGGAAGACCAACGGCAAAGAGCGACUAUGGCUCAGUACAGCGGCCAAGCUUGACGGAAGCAAGCCUGUGCGAGGAGGUGUUCCGAUCGUAUUUCCGGCGUUCGGCCCACCAAACAAGGACCAUGUCACUGGCAGUCUCCCACAGCACGGCUUUGCACGAAACUCACAUUGGGAGUACCUAGGCAAGUCGUCGUCUGAAUCUGGUGCCCAGGGCAAAGCCGGCGAUGAUUCGAUCAAACUCGACUUUGGUCUGUCAACGGCAAAUUUGAGCGAAGAUACGAAGAAGGCAUGGCCUUUUGGCUUCGGGCUCGUGUACAGCGUGACACUGGGCAAGGAUAGCCUUCAGACCAUGCUGAACGUGCGAAACGAGGGCACGGAGGCUUUCGAGUUCCAGUUCUUGUUGCACACCUACUUCCGUGUCGAGGACAUCACGCGCACACAAAUUAAUGGUCUCGGCAGCGCUACCUAUGUCGACAAGAUGCUCAACGCCACCACUCACCAACAAUCCACUCCGAGUCUGUCCAUUGCAGGCGAGGUUGAUCGCGUCUACACUGGACUGCAGCAAGAUACUACAUCGGUCGUGCAGGAAGGUCGGCCUUCAUUGGACAUCAUUCGCGACAACCUGGCGGAUACCGUAGUCUGGAAUCCUUGGAUCGAGAAGUCAAAAGGCAUGGGCGACUUUGAGCCAAAGGACGGAUACAAGACGAUGGUGUGCGUGGAGGUUGGUGCGGUCGAGGGUUGGCAGAAAUUGGAGCCCGGCGAGACCUUUGAGGGAGGCAUGCUGGUGAAGGCGCAUUGACUUGAGGGGAUUCGAGCAGCGCUAUAAGAGCUCAUCUUUUGCAGCACACCAUUGAGCAGUAUAAAGUGGAGUCCUAUCUUAACAAACCGCAUCGAAGCGUGUGACGGACUCCAGCCGUGCCGUGGAGCGAUGGAUGGAUAAACCGCGGAUUGCUGGUCCCUUUUUCAUCGCUAUCGGAUAUGACAAUAUCUGUAAUCCACACCUGAGCACGAUGACA
This is a messenger RNA of Dissoconium aciculare CBS 342.82, 1266 nucleotides long. RefSeq names its product galactose mutarotase-like protein. The coding region runs from base 105 to 1049 and encodes 314 amino acids. The record is from RefSeq and is a predicted model, not a curated record. The transcript has 4 exons. Gene Ontology annotation, biological process: carbohydrate metabolic process. NCBI's taxonomy places the organism in Eukaryota, Fungi, Ascomycota, Dothideomycetes, Mycosphaerellales, Dissoconiaceae. Gene Ontology annotation, molecular function: carbohydrate binding; isomerase activity.